Messenger RNA from Zingiber officinale, 3037 nucleotides. RefSeq names its product probable alpha-glucosidase Os06g0675700. Gene Ontology annotation, biological process: carbohydrate metabolic process. Gene Ontology annotation, molecular function: carbohydrate binding; hydrolase activity, hydrolyzing O-glycosyl compounds. The transcript has 5 exons. Bases 172 to 2802 code for a protein of 876 amino acids. Lineage: Eukaryota; Viridiplantae; Streptophyta; Magnoliopsida; Zingiberales; Zingiberaceae. The record is from RefSeq and is a predicted model, not a curated record.
CAAUCGCUUCCAUUAGCUAACAUUGCUCAAUCCAAAUCCAUAUCUUCAAUUUGAGGCUAACAAUCCUAACAAGUUCGAGUUUGUAGAAAGUCGACGACAAUUAAAUCUAAAUUAUUCCACCUAAAAAAAGAGUAUAAAUUUAAUAUAUAAGUAGAUAUUUUCCAAUAGAGGAUGAUGGAGAUGAUGGAUUCUUCCUUCUUCCUCUUCCUCCUCCUCUUCUUCUUCCUCAGUACGUGCUCUUCUCUUCAUGAUGGAGAAGCCGCUGGACAUGGAUACAAUCUCCGAUCGGUCAACGCCGAUCCGUCGGGAAAGGCGUUGACCGCCGAGCUCGCCCUCAUCCGCCAAUCGCCGGUCUACGGCGCCGACAUCGAAAACCUCCACCUCUUCGCAAGCUAUGAGACCGGCGACCGGUUACGCGUUCGAAUCACCGACGCCGAUCGCCGGCGAUGGGAAGUCCCCGACUCCGUCAUCCCUCGCUCCUCCAAGGCGUCGACUAUUGUGGCCGCGCUCCGCUCCGGCGGCGGCCAUGUCUUCUCCGCCGAGGGGUCCGACCUCGUGCUCACGCUCGCCGCUACCUCCCCGUUCACCUUCACCGUCUCCCGGCGCUCCUCCGGCGACGUCCUCUUCUCCACGCUCCCCGCGCUCGUCUUCAAGGACCGCUACUUGGAGCUCUCCUCGUCGCUGCCGGCGGACAGGGCGUCGCUCUACGGCCUCGGCGAGCACACCAAGAGGACCUUCAGGCUGGCUCCCAACGACACGCUGACGCUGUGGAACGCCGACAUCGGCGCCGCCAACCUCGACCAGAACCUCUACGGCUCGCACCCGUUCUACAUCGACCUGAGGUCGUCGCCGCCGGGAGCCACCCACGGGGUGCUCCUCCUCAACAGCAACGGAAUGGACGUCGUCUACGGAGGAUCCUACAUCACCUACAAGGCGAUCGGGGGCGUCCUCGAUUUCUACUUCUUCGCCGGGCCGUCACCGCUGGCGGUCAUGAACCAGUACACCGAGCUCAUCGGCCGACCGGCGCCGAUGCCGUACUGGUCCUUCGGAUUCCACCAGUGUCGAUACGGAUACAGGAACGUCUCCGAGCUCGAGUACGUCGUCCGACGGUACGCCGAAGCUCGAAUUCCUCUGGAAGUGAUGUGGACGGACAUCGAUCACAUGGAUGCCUUCAAGGAUUUCACGCUCGAUCCGAUCAACUUCCCUGCGGAGAAGAUGAAGAAAUUCGUGAAUCGCCUUCACAAGAAUGGGCAAAAAUACGUAGUCAUUCUCGAUCCAGGCAUUAAUGUCAACUACACGUAUGGAACAUUCCUCAGAGGAUUGGAACAAGGCAUCUUCAUCGAGAGAGGGGGAAGUUAUUACCUCGGAAGCGUCUGGCCCGGGCCUGUCUACUUCCCUGACUUCUUGAAUCCGGCCGCCGCCCGGUUCUGGGCGGAGGAGAUCGCCAUUUUCCGGCGGACGCUGGAGGUGGACGGGCUGUGGAUCGACAUGAACGAGAUCUCCAACUUCAUCACCUCGCCGCCGGAGAGCCAGCUGGACGAGCCUCCGUACAGCAUCAACAACGCCGGCGUCCGGCGGCCCAUCAACAACAAUACGGUGCCGGCGUCGGCGGUCCACUACGGGAACGCGACGGAGUACGACGUGCACAACCUCUACGGGUUCCUGGAGUCGAGGGCGACGCGAGACGGACUUGUCCGGGCGACGGGGAAGCGGCCCUUCGUGCUCAGCCGCUCGAGCUUCGUCGGCUCCGGCAAGUAUGCGGCGCACUGGACCGGCGACAACGCGGCCAAGUGGGAGGAUCUCGCCUACUCGAUCCCCUCCGUUCUCAACUCCGGAAUCUUCGGGAUUCCGAUGGUCGGAGCCGACAUCUGCGGCUUCAGCGGAGACACGACAGAGGAGCUCUGCCGGCGGUGGAUUCAGCUGGGAGCAUUCUAUCCAUUUUCGAGAGAUCACUCGGACAUCCACUCGAUCCGCCAAGAGCUCUACCUCUGGGACUCAGUGGCCCGGUCGGCGCGCAGGGCGCUCGGUCUCCGGUACCGCCUCCUCCCCUACUUCUACACGUCCAUGUACGAGGCGCACGUGACGGGCGCGCCCAUCGCGCGCCCGCUCUUCUUCUCCUUCCCCGACGACCCGGCGACCUACGACAUCAGCACGCAGUUCCUGGUCGGCGCCGGCGUGAUGGUGUCCCCGGCGCUGCAGCCAAACGCCACCACCGUCGAAGCCUACUUCCCCAAGGGCAAGUGGUUCAACCUGUUCAACCACUCCGACUCAGUGGCGACCGGCGAGAAGGGAAGGUACGUGGUGCUGAACGCGCCCGAAGAGAGCAUCAACGUUCAUGUGAAGGGAGGGCACGUGCUGGCAAUGCAGGGGGAGGAGCUCACCACCGGGCAGGCGCGGCGGAGCCCGUUCGAGCUCCUGGUGGCGCUCGACGAGGGAGGAGCCGCGACGGGGGAGGUGUUCCUCGACGACGGCGAGGAGGUGGAGAUGGGAGGGGAGGGGAAUGACUGGAGCUUGGUAAGGUUCAGGAGUCACCUGGAAGGGAAAGAUCUGAAGCUGAGGUCGGAGGUCAUCAAUGGCGCUUAUGCUAAGAAGAACACAUUGGUGAUCGAAAAAGUGGUGAUUCUCGGAUUGCCACUGAAUGAAUCAUCUCAGAUUUCGAUUUCUUCUUCUUGUUCUUCUUCUUCUGUGUUCUUGAACUCAAUCAGAGUCGAUGAAUUCAGUGUUGUGGAAAUUAAUGGCUUGUCACAGCUCAUGGGGGAGGAGUUUGGGCUCAAAUUUGAGAUCAUUGACAAGGCCAAGUGAGAAUCACAAGCAGUUCAACUUUCACAGCACUCCUCCUAUGCGUUAUCUAUCAAGCAUUUUCAUUUUAAUUUCCAUUUUAAUGAGGAAUAUCGAAAACUUAUGAAAGUUUUUAUGUGCUUCAUAGAACCACUUUGUUUGUUAUGAAAGUUAUUGAGGGUGGUUAUUUAUGAAGGCUUAACUUGUUAUAUAUAGAAUAUAUGAUUAUGCCUCAAAGAGACUACUGACUUAUAACCAA